Molecule: messenger RNA, 1407 nt
Organism: Ornithodoros turicata
Lineage: Eukaryota; Metazoa; Arthropoda; Arachnida; Ixodida; Argasidae
Gene: CstF50
Product: cleavage stimulation factor subunit 1-like
Exons: 13
Coding region: 74-1372 (432 amino acids)
Biological process (GO): mRNA 3'-end processing
Cellular component (GO): mRNA cleavage stimulating factor complex
Molecular function (GO): protein binding; RNA binding
Source: RefSeq, a predicted model, not a curated record
CCUUGUGGCGCUGGCGUUGCUGUGAACAGCUUUGUGAAUGUGGCGGUAGUUCUGCACAAGGCAGAAGUGAAAAAUGUUCAAUAACACGGCAAGCAUUAAAGACAGGGAAACCCUGUACAGGCUGAUUAUAAGCCAGUUAUUCUACGAUGGACAUCAAACCCUCGCAGUGAGUCUGUCCAAUCUAGUGAAGGCUCACCCCGCGUGCCCACCAUCGGACAGGCUUCUGACGAUUGUCAGUGCAGGCCUUCGAACAGAACGAGAUAUCAAGGAAAAUAAGCUCUCUGAUCUCAAUUCAAACUACGCUGGGCCAGGAAUAGACCUCGAAUAUGAAACCGAAGCUCCGUCGCUAGCUCCAGAACCCGCGCUGUACGAGACUUGCUACGUCACAUCACACAAGGCACAAUGUCGAGCUGGCUGUUUCAGUCACGACGGACAGUUAGUAGCUACAGGUUCUGUAGAUGCUUCAAUAAAGAUCCUGGAUGUGGAUCGUAUGCUUGCAAAGAGUGCAAUGCCACCGGAAGUUGCAGCGCAAGAAUCCGCACAGCAGAACAUGGAGACGCAUCCUGUCAUACGUACCCUUUACGACCACAUCGAGGAGAUCACCUGCCUUGAAUUUCACCCAAAGGAGCAGGUCUUAGCUUCAGGUAGCAGGGAUUACACGGUCAAGUUCUUUGAUUACUCCAAGCCAUCAGUGAAGAGGGCAUUCCGGACAAUCCAUGAAGCUGAAAUGGUUAGAGCGUUGGCAUUUCACCCGUCUGGAGAUUACAUACUUGUCGGCACACACCACCCCACGUUGCGCCUGUAUGACGUGAACACAGCACAGUGCUUUGUGUCAAGCGUCCCAUCAGACCAGCACAAGGGCCCUCUAACUGCAGUGCGCUACAACCAUUCCGGCAAGCUGUAUGUGACUGCAUCUAAGGAUGGGGACAUGAAAUUAUGGGACGGAGUGAGCAACAAGUGCAUCUGCACCUUUCCACAGGCACACGAGGGCAACGAGGUGUGCUCUGCGGUGUUCUCCCGCAAUGGCAAGUACAUCUUGUCUAGUGGAAAGGAUUCCAUCGUGAAACUUUGGGAACUAUCCAUGUCUCGAUGCCUGAUCGCAUACACUGGAGCUGGUGCUACUGGGAAGCAAAUGCACAGAGCACAGGGCAUCUUCAACCAUACAGAAGACUAUAUUCUGUUUCCUGAUGAAAAAACAACUAGCCUUUGCAGCUGGGAUUCAAGAAAUGCCGAAAGACAAAGACUACUCUCACUUGGCCACAACAACACUGUCCGUCAUAUCGUUCAUUCCCCAACCGGACCUGCAUUCCUCACGUGCAGUGACGAUUUCCGUGCUCGCUUCUGGUACCGACGUGUUGAAGCAGUCGACUAGACAUACAAUAAACUGUUUGGGAUUCUCCACCUAUA